Messenger RNA from Dendroctonus ponderosae (mountain pine beetle), 381 nucleotides. RefSeq lists its product as uncharacterized. The record is from RefSeq and is a predicted model, not a curated record. The coding region runs from base 1 to 381 and encodes 126 amino acids. Lineage: Eukaryota; Metazoa; Arthropoda; Insecta; Coleoptera; Curculionidae. The transcript has a single exon.
AUGCUACAAUACAAGUCGUCAUUAAUGAAAACAUGUCGACAGAUCAAAUCAAGCUGGGGUGAGCGAGCGGUACGUCAAGGAGACACCAUUUCACCAAAGCUAUUUACUUUAGGGAUGGAAGACACUUUUAAGAAUCUACUAUGGCAGAAUAAUGGUAACAAUAUAGAUAGAGUCUACCUAAAACAACAGCGUUUUGCCAAUGAUAUCGUGGUUAUUGGUGGUGUCACCGAUGAGCUGAGGUCUAUGCUAGAAGAACUACAAGUGGCAUCAAAGCAGAUUGGAUUGAAAAUGAAUUUGGGGAAGACAGAAAUAAUGACCAAUGACGAUGUUAGAGUCAGCAUAGAAGGGAAGGUUCUUGAAAUUGUUAACGAAUAUGUCUAG